GGUUUUUGUCUCGAUCAGAUUUUUGAAAAAAUGACCUGGCAUCCCUGUACAUCGCAACUCACCAUAUUUAUUUCAAAAAAUGUCCUGGCAUCACUGCAUCGAAGCAAUCAUUGAAGUCGAUCGCUUAUCACUAUCGUUAACAUAGACCGCAUUUAAAACUAUUUGAACCAUUUUUCUAUGAUGGUACAAAAAAGCAACAGUUUCACGGCUUUCUUCAAGAAUAUUUAUUACGAUGAUUACAAAUGGGCUCUCGUGAAAAGUGCUUCUCUUUUCAUUUUGGGAAUUCGCAUCGCAAAGGAGUGUAUUGGACUCGAGCUAAUGCCAGCAGUACAACAUUAGCUCCUGGCUUCGGGUUCGAUGUUACGGGAUUUCUAUUUCGUUUAAAUGUAGUUGAAAUAAAACUGUUGGCAUAAAUUAAUAUAUAGACUUUGAAAUUAUGGAAACCUUAUUAAGAGUUUUAUUCGCACUUCAUUUCAUUCGAUGUGUUAACAGUGACAACAUAUUACCCAAUAUAGUUUUGAUUUUAACUGAUGAUCAAGAUGUGAUCUUGAAAGGGCUGAAUCCUAUGGUACAAACUCAGCAACUAAUAGCAAAUCAAGGUGCCACUUUUAUCAAUGCGUUUACUUCAUCUCCAAUUUGUUGUCCAUCGAGAAGUGCAUUACUUUCAGGGCAAUAUGCACAUAAUAUAAAAACAUAUAACAAUUCUAAUUCUGGUGGAUGCUAUGGAAACUAUUGGCAGGAAAAAGUAGAAUCUGCUACAUUUCCAGUUUUAUUGCAAAACAAUGGAUACCAAACAUUUUAUGCUGGCAAAUAUUUGAAUGAGUAUUAUUCAGAAAAAAUUCCAACUGGCUGGAACGAAUGGUUUGGUUUGCAUGGAAAUUCAAAAUACUUCAACUAUUCAUUGAACGAAAAUGGCAAAAUAGUUUUCCACACAGACGAAUAUUUCACGGAUGUACUUAAAUCCCAUGUACUAAAUUUUAUAACAAAUAUUACGGACAAUAAACCCUUUUUUGCCAUGGUUGCUCCUCCGGCUCCACAUGCACCUUACACAGCUGCUGACAGACACAACGAGCUAUUUCCGCAGGUAAAAGCUUUACGAACAAAGAAUUUCAAUCUUCCAUGUGGUCCGCUAGAAAAACAUUGGUUGCUUACUAUGCCACCAUCGCCUCUUCCAGAUGAAAUUGUGGAAAAAAUAGAUAUCAUUUAUAGAAAACGAUGGCAAGCUUUGAUGGCAGUUGAUGAGUUGGUUGCAGCAAUUUUCAAAGCUUUGGAGCAAAGAAAUCUUAUUACAAACACCUAUAUAAUUUACACCUCUGAUAAUGGUUAUCACAUGGGUCAAUUCAGUCAACCUUAUGAUAAACGUCAGCCUUACGAAACAGACAUCAAGGUACCGUUCCUUGUUCGAGGCCCAGACAUUCCACAUAAAGUCCUGGUGAAAUCUCCAAUAGCACUAAUAGAUGUUGCUCCCACCCUCCUCGACUUGGCUGGAAUAGAAGUCCCAUCCAGGAUGGAUGGCUCAUCGUUUCUUAAAAAAAUAACUCAACCAGAGAUGGAUGAACGUCAAAUUUUGAUCGAAUAUUGGGGUGAAGGUAUCGUGGAAACGUAUAAUUCCGAAUGUCCUUGGCAGAAAAAGGAUAAACUAUAUCUAUGUACAACAGAUAUGGCGUGCCAUUGUCAGGAUUCAUGGAAUAACACUUUUAGCUGCAUUAGACAUUUGGCCAAAGAUUUGGAUUUAACUUACUGUCAAUUUAAAGAUACUGAGAAUUUUGCCGAAGCAUAUGAUUUAAAAAACGAUUUGUAUCAAAUUAAUAACAUUGCAUACACUAUAUUACCUUCAAUACGAGCAAAGUACAAUUUAGCUCUUGGUAAUUUAACCGAGUGUGCAGGUGCAACUUGUCGUCGAAUAUAUUAAAACGAAAAAUUAAUUUCGUAAUAAUCGUAAUUAGGUUAAAAAGUUAAGAAACUUAUGACAUAUAGUAAUAUGCUACUCU
Molecule: messenger RNA, 1991 nt
Organism: Malaya genurostris
Lineage: Eukaryota; Metazoa; Arthropoda; Insecta; Diptera; Culicidae
Product: N-acetylglucosamine-6-sulfatase-like
Exons: 8
Coding region: 437-1912 (491 amino acids)
Biological process (GO): glycosaminoglycan metabolic process
Molecular function (GO): N-acetylglucosamine-6-sulfatase activity; glycosaminoglycan binding
Source: RefSeq, a predicted model, not a curated record